AUGACAGAAUUUGACAUCGACACAAUCUUACAAAAACUCACUUUAGAAGAAAAAAUCAGUCUUUUAGCCGGUAUUGAUUUCUGGCACACCAAGCCACUCCACCAACACGGUAUCAAAUCCUUACGAUUCUCCGACGGGCCUAAUGGAUUACGUGGAACUCGUUUCUUCAACUCCAUCCCCGCCGCUUGUUUCCCUUGUGGAACUGGAUUAGCUGCUACUUUUGACAAAACCCUCUUGGAAAAAACCGGGGAAUUAAUGGGUGAGGAAGCAUAUCAUAAAGGAGUGCAUGUCAUUUUGGGUCCUACCAUGAACAUCCAAAGGGGUCCAUUAGGUGGUAGGGGUUUCGAGUCAUUUUCGGAAGAUCCAUAUUUGACCGGGAAAGUUGCUGGUUCGAUCAUUAAAGGGAUUGAGAAUAAGGGGAUUGCUGCUACUCCAAAACAUUUUGUUUGUAAUGAUUUGGAACAUGAAAGGAAUGCCAGCGAUUCGAGGGUUAGUGAACGUGCAUUGAGAGAGAUUUAUUUGGAACCAUUUAGGAUUGCUUUGGAAGAGGGGAAUCCUCAUGCUUUGAUGACGGGGUAUAAUAAAGUGAAUGGGGAACAUUGUUCUCAAAAUAAGAGGCUUUUGGAAGAUAUUGUUAGAAAAGAAUGGGGUUGGAAUGGUACAGUUAUGUCAGAUUGGUGGGGGACUUAUACUACCAAGAAUGCCAUUGAAAAUGGAUUAGAUAUUGAAAUGCCAGGUCCAACUCUUUUUAGAAGAGUUGAUACUGUUUCUCAUAUGGUCAAAACUAAAGAAUUAAACAUUCAAGAUCUUGACGCUAGAGUUCGUAAUGUCUUAAAAUUGGUCGAAUACGCAAAGAAGAAUGGUAUUCCUGAAAAAGGCGAAGAAAACACCACCAACAACACUCCAGAAACUUCAGCAUUCUUAAGAAAAUUAGCUCAAGAUACAAUUGUCCUUCUUAAGAAUGAAAACAAUUUAUUACCAUUAUCCAAAUCCGAUUCCAUUGCUGUCAUUGGUCCCAAUGCCAAAAUCGCCGCUUAUUGCGGUGGUGGAUCCGCAUCCUUGAGAGCGUAUUAUACCACUACCCCCUAUGAUUCAAUUGCUGCCAAACUUGACUCCGCUCCAAAAUAUACCGUGGGUGCAUAUGCUCAUAACUUAUUACCUGGCAUGGCACCACAAUUAAUCAACCCUAAGACCAAAUCCAAGGGAUACAAUCUUAAAUUUUAUCUCGAACCUCCAGGAACUGCCAAUAGAACUUUAAUCGAUGAAUAUGAUCUCGAUCUUUCAUAUCUCCAUUUUCCCGAUUUUUAUAAUCCAAAAGUCAAGGAUGAUUUAUUCUAUAUUGAUUUCGAAGGUGAAUUUACUCCAGAUGCUGAUGGUGAUUAUGAAUUCGGGGUGGCUGUUGUUGGAACUGCUCAGCUCUUCAUUGAUGGGAAAUUAAUCGUUGAUAAUAAGACCAAACAACGUUUCGGUAAUACUUUUUUCAAUUCCGGUACGGUUGAAGAAAAGGGGAUUGUUGAAUUGGAAAAGAAUAAAACUUACAAAAUCAGAGUUGAAUUCGGUUCUGGUCCAACAUUUACAAUCAAAUCUGAGUCGGCGGAAUAUUUCGGUGGUGGGGUGAAUUUAGGUCUUGCGAAAUGUAUUGAUGAAGAUGAAGAAAUCGCCAAAGCCGUAGAAUUAGCUAAGGGGGUUGAUAAAGUCGUCUUAUCAAUUGGAUUAAAUCUGGAAUGGGAAGCUGAAUCAUUUGAUCGUCCACAUAUGAAACUUGAAGGAUUACAAGACAAAUUAGUCGAAGCUGUUUUGGAAGCUAAUCCAAAUACCAUUAUUGUGAAUCAAUCCGGUACCCCUGUUGAAUUUCCUUGGUUAGAUAAGGCCCCAGCAUUGGUUCAUGCAUGGUAUGGUGGGAAUGAAGGUGGUAAUGCGAUUGCUGAUGUUUUGUUUGGCGAUGCUAAUCCAAGUGGGAAAUUAACUUUGAGUUUCCCUAAGAAGAAUGUUGAUAAUCCUGCAUAUCUCAAUUUCAAGACUGAAAGAGGUAGGGUUUUGUAUGGGGAAGAUAUUUUUGUUGGUUAUAGGUUUUAUGAAAAGAUGGAAAGAGAUGUUGCAUUCCCAUUUGGUUUUGGUUUGUCUUAUUCAAAGUUUGAUAUUUCCAAUUUAACCAUGUUAAUUAAUGAACCAGAAAAUAAACUUGUUGUUUCUGUUGAUGUUAAGAACGUUGGGAAGGUUGCUGGUUCGGAAGUUGUUCAAGCAUAUAUUUCUAAAUCUGAUUCUGAUGUUAUUCGUCCAGUGAAGGAACUUAAAGGGUUUGAAAAGGUUCAUUUAAGAGCUGGUGAAAAGAAGAAGGUUGAGAUUGAAUUGUCGAUCAAGAAUUCUGUUUCUUUCUGGGAUGAAUAUAUGGAUAAAUGGUCCGUUCAAGCUGGUGAGUAUAAUGUUCAUGUUGGAAAUAGUAGUGACAAUACUCCAUUGGUUGGUAAGUUUGAUCUUAAGAAGAGUUUCUUCUGGAGAGGUAAUUAG
This is a messenger RNA of Hemisphaericaspora subhashii, 2508 nucleotides long. RefSeq lists its product as uncharacterized. NCBI's taxonomy places the organism in Eukaryota, Fungi, Ascomycota, Pichiomycetes, Serinales, Debaryomycetaceae. Gene Ontology annotation, biological process: glucan catabolic process. The record is from RefSeq and is a predicted model, not a curated record. Bases 1 to 2508 code for a protein of 835 amino acids. The transcript has a single exon. Gene Ontology annotation, molecular function: beta-glucosidase activity.